This is a messenger RNA of Fraxinus pennsylvanica, 1311 nucleotides long. The record is from the annotation of a GenBank genome assembly. Lineage: Eukaryota; Viridiplantae; Streptophyta; Magnoliopsida; Lamiales; Oleaceae.
AUGGAAGGAAAAGCAUAUGUUGGAGGAAGAGGUGGUUUGGAAGAGUUGGAAGAUAUUAUUGUGAGGCCAUUUCAUAGAAUUAUGGAUUCAAAAGCAUUGGCGAAAUCAAAGAGAGCGCAUUCAUUACAUCACAGUAAGAAGCAUAAUCCUCAUCAGACAUCAAAAGCACCUUCAGUUAGCUCAGGUACAGCUAGUGGUGGAAAGAAGCAGCCUGGCAAGCAAGUUGCAGACAAACCCCAACAAUCUCAGAAUUUUAGGAAACUCCCGUCAAAUUGGGAUCGUUAUGAAGAAGAAUUUGAUUUGGAUUCAGAGGACACAGUCCAAGAGAGUAGUAGCCAGGCAACUGAUGUUAUGCGAAAGAGUAAAGGCGCUGAUUAUGCUUACCUACUUUCAGAGGCCAAGGCUGAGUCACAAGGAAAUUAUUCUUCCGAUAUCUUUUCUUCACUCAAUGAUGUCCUUGAUGACUUCACUCAGGGGUUAGGUCCAUUGCUUUCUGCCAGAGGGCAAGGCAUUAUGUCAUGGAUAGCAGUUGAUAACUUCAAGGUGGAAGACAAAGCAACUACCAGUUAUGAGGCACCAUUUCUAUCGCUAAAUCUGCAAACUCUUUCUGCACAACUUGCAAAAGCAAAGGUUUCAGAAAGGCUUUUCGCUGAACCAGAUUUACUGCCUCCAGAGCUGCUUGAUGAGUUACAAGAAUACAGCGGAGACAAACAUGAUGUCGGACAAAUUUCACACGAGACUCUUGCGGCUGAUGUGUCAUCCCUCAGUCGAGAGCCUGAAGAAAAUAUAUUCAAGGAACGAGAUUGUGCAUCUAUAUGUUCUGCUGCCACCAUCACCACAGAUCUUCCUGUUGCAACUGCUAUUGAUGUGAAUCACACUGACCAAAGAUCUUUACCCGAGUCCAUUUCAAAUGCCAAUGUGGACUUGGCUGCUAAGAAAUCAGCUAGAUUUGAAGCAGCUGAUGCAGAAGCAGAACUUGACAUGCUUCUUGACUCAUUUGGUGAAACCGAGUUUUUUGAUUCCUCAAGUGUGACGAAGAGAUCAAACACCUUAUCUUAUCUACAGCAAGAAGAUAUUUCUCAGUUGGGCCCUGCUGAAAGUUUGAACAAAGGACACGAUGCUGAGAAACAUUCCAAGAUGCCUGCCCUUAUGGACAACACUAUUGACAACCUACUUGAGGAAACAUCUGCUCUGAUAAACAUAAAUGAUAAAACGCUACCUCAUAAUGUAAAGGCUGCCCCCUCUUCCUUGGAUGCUGUUUCCAAAUCGAAACUAUUGGAUGAUUUUGAUUCUUGGUUAGAUACGAUUUAA